AUUCCUCCUCCUCCUCCCUCUUCUGCUUCAUACUCAGAACCUUCUUCCUCCCCUCCCAUAUUCCUUCCCUCAUAUCGGAGAGUGAGCUUCUCAUCACAAGAAGACACAACUGCUGCAAUCAUGCUCCACGAACACAAGACGGAGCCCGUCUCCAACGACGCUUCGUCCAUGGAGAAGGUCGACUACGACAAGGCCGUCUCGCUCCACGAGGAUGCCUCUGAUGAAAUCUACGACAAGAAGGCCACCAGCCGCCUUCUCCGCAAGAUGGACAGCCGUCUGCUGCCGUUCCUCGCCCUGCUCUACCUCCUGUCCUUCCUUGAUCGUGCCAACAUCGGCAACGCCAAGCUCGCUGGCCUCGAGGAAGAUCUCGACAUGACCGGCAAGUGGGACUACAAUAUCGCCGUGUCCAUCUUCUUCCCCUUCUACGUCGCCGCUGAGAUUCCCUCCAACAUUGCCAUGAAGAAGUGGCGCCCGUCACUCUGGAUUCCGUCCAUCAUGAUCGCCUGGUCCGCCAUGACCAUGGUCAUGGGUGCCGUCCACAGCUUCGAGGGUCUCCUCGGUGUUCGCAUGGCCCUGGGUCUCUCCGAGGGUGGUCUCUUCCCCGGUAUCACCUACUACAUCACCAUGUGGUAUAAGCGCCACGAGUGCGGUCUCCGCAUGGCCAUCUUCUUCUCUGCCGCCACUGCCGCCGGUGCCUUCGGUGGUCUCCUCGCCCGUGGCAUCAUGGAGAUGGACGGUGUUGGUGGACUCAACGGCUGGGCCUGGAUCUUCAUCCUCGAGGGUCUCAUCACCUUUGUCUUCGCUGUCAUGGCCUUCUUCGUCAUGUACGACUACCCCGACACUGCCAAGUUCCUGGACGACAAGGAUCGCAAGGAGGUUAUCCGCCGCCUCGAGGAAGACCGCUCCGUCCUGUCCGACAGGUUUGAGAUGAAGUUCAUGAAGGAUGCCUUCAAGGACUGGAAGAUCUACGUCCACAUGUUGAUCACCAUUGGCAUUUACACCCCUCUCUACUCCAUCUCCAUCUUCCUGCCCAGCAUUGUCGCCAGUCUCGGCUACACCAACGAGAAGGCCCAGCUCAUGACCGUCCCUCCCUACGUCGUUGCUUGCCUCUUCACCGUCGGCGGUGGCUUCGCUGCUGAUAAGCACGGCCAGCGUGGUCUCUACAUGAUCGGAUUCUGCCUUGUUGCCAUGACCGGCUUUGCCAUCCUUCUGGGUACCGAGAGCAACGGUGCCAAGUACGUCGCCUGCUUCCUGGUCACCUCAGGUAUCUACCCCAACGUUCCCCAGGGUGUCGCCUGGAACGGCAACAACAUCGGCGGCUCUCUGAAGCGAGGUGUCGGUAUCGCCAUGCACGUCGGCUUCGGUAACCUCGGCGGCGCCGUCGCUGGCUUUGUCUACCGCAAGUCCGAUCUCCCCCACUACAAGUCGGGCCACGGCACCCUGCUCGCCUCCACCUCGAUGAGCUGCAUCCUCAGCAUCUACAUGACCUGGUACCUGCGCCGCGAGAACGCCCGGCGCGACCUCACCCACAAGGCUCCCGAGGAGUACACCCGCGCCGAGAAGGAGAUGGAGCAGGACCGUGGCGACAACGCUACCUUCUUCCGAUACACCGUCUAAGCGAGCGGGGCCUUGCAUGCGAUGUGGCACAAAUGUUGUAUAUAUGGGAUAAGCGGUGCUUUUUGUCUAAUGCCGCCAUGGGAUAUGCGAAUCGGGAACGGGCCCAGGGAUUUACGGGACCUUUUGU
Molecule: messenger RNA, 1744 nt
Organism: Ilyonectria robusta
Lineage: Eukaryota; Fungi; Ascomycota; Sordariomycetes; Hypocreales; Nectriaceae
Product: major facilitator superfamily domain-containing protein
Exons: 6
Coding region: 121-1617 (498 amino acids)
Biological process (GO): transmembrane transport
Cellular component (GO): membrane
Molecular function (GO): transmembrane transporter activity
Source: RefSeq, a predicted model, not a curated record